CUAUAUGAAUGUACUUGUGAGUCAGUGUAUUGUAAUUAGGUUUCUAUGCAGUGUAUUAUGCUGAAAUUUUUCAUUUCAUUUUCUUACAGCAAAUAGGAACAUACAUUAUCAUUAGCAGCAUCCAAACUAGCAACACUAAUUGAAAUUGUACAGAUUAAUGUAUAAUAUAAUAAAUCUAUGUUGCUUUUUCUUUCUAAAUUCAAAUUUCAGUUCUUCUUGUACAUUGAGACUCAGUGGAUCAACGGACCAUUCCAGUUGGCUCAGUGGUCUGUCUACGGCAAAGCAGUGCGUACUAACCGAAUAAACAGCUGCCUGGGUCAGCGCCUUGGAAUCUACCGACUAGCUGCAGAGAUGCACAAGGAGGCACGGUUUGUCGUCACCCUGCAGGUGCGACUUCUGUCAGAGAGGCGUCUCGUCAGGGUGCAGAGGAAGGCCUACAGAACCAGUCAGGCUCGACUAUUCAAGUUGUGGGAGGAAUAUCCCGUGAAACGCUCAGCCGCUUCACUACUCCGAGGCUGUGAAGCGACAGAUCAUCAAGACCAGCACAGAUCAUCAAGAUAUAUCCAGAAGGGAUUAAUGGAAUGGCAAACAAGAUGAGACAAAGAUUAACAAAGACCCCACAGUCAGUGAGAAUAAAAGUCUGUGGUAAUGUCCUGGAACUAGUUUGUUGACGCCCCCCC
Molecule: messenger RNA, 680 nt
Organism: Strongylocentrotus purpuratus (purple sea urchin)
Lineage: Eukaryota; Metazoa; Echinodermata; Echinoidea; Camarodonta; Strongylocentrotidae
Exons: 1
Coding region: 178-597 (139 amino acids)
Source: RefSeq, a predicted model, not a curated record